Molecule: messenger RNA, 1026 nt
Organism: Ornithorhynchus anatinus (platypus)
Lineage: Eukaryota; Metazoa; Chordata; Mammalia; Monotremata; Ornithorhynchidae
Gene: ACYP2
Product: acylphosphatase 2
Exons: 6
Coding region: 223-510 (95 amino acids)
Molecular function (GO): acylphosphatase activity
Source: RefSeq, a predicted model, not a curated record
CCCGCCUCCUCCGCAGCGCCGUCAUGUCCGCCGCCGGCCUCAAAUCGGUAGACUACGAGGUGUCCGGCCGAGUGCAGGACCGUAACCUUGGCACUGCCCUCGACUCAGCGCUGUCAUCGACCGCCGUGAUAACGUACCAAAUACCUUCUCCAGCCGAAUGGGAGCGAGAGCACGAUUGAGCUCGGAAAACCCGACCCGAGUCCAAAUCGAAUUCCCCAGGGGAUGGCGAUAAAUUUUACAUUUCGCCCAAAAGGUGUUUGCUUCAGAAUGUACACAGAGGCCGAAGCUAAGAAAAUGGGUCUGGUCGGUUGGGUCAAGAAUACCAGCCAAGGGACGGUCGUUGGCCAAGUCCAAGGUCCUGAGGAGAAGGUCAAUUCCAUGUCACCCGGAGCCGCUAUUCCGACCAGGCUUCGUUUUCAAAAAAUCGCGUUUGAGAGAAAGGCAGACGUUGCCACGGAAACGGGUUCGUUUCUUAGCGGAAGCUCUGCUGAGGAAGACCUGGCUUACUAAAGUCGGAAGUCCCAGCUCUCACAUUGCCCGAACCGACUUUUCUAACGAGAAGACCAUCUCGAAACUCGAUUUCUCCAGUUUUAGCAUCAGAUACUAACAGAGAAACCGCCUGCCGCUUAAAAUGCUUAAUAAAGCUCCGUGACUUGUCUUAAUCCAUAGCCUGGAAUGGCAGCGCUUUUCGGUGUCUCCUGCGUUUAAGAGGAAGGCAUCAGCCAUUCAUUAUAAGGCGCCAGAAAAACCUGAGAAUGUAAGUCGUGGGAGCCGUCGAGCUAGAAGUGUUAUCGGAUGUUAUUAAAAUUAUUUAACUCCACUAGGCUUUAAGAAGGUACAGAUUUAGAAGAGCUAAGGCAAAAAAUACGCCCGUAAUGUACGGCGGACGAAUCUUCUAAUCUGUGCCCGUAUAUUUCAGUCGAAUGUGUACCGUAAUACGCGUGUGGUUUCACUGACCAUGAGCCGUUAACUAUUUAAUAAUAACAGCUGGUGGCAUCGUGUACCCAAUUAAAUUCUGAAAUGCUU